Molossus molossus (Pallas's mastiff bat) is the source of this 2273-nucleotide messenger RNA. It is a transcript of the gene BBS4, whose product is annotated as Bardet-Biedl syndrome 4. Gene Ontology annotation, molecular function: protein binding. NCBI's taxonomy places the organism in Eukaryota, Metazoa, Chordata, Mammalia, Chiroptera, Molossidae. Gene Ontology annotation, cellular component: ciliary basal body. Bases 850 to 2175 code for a protein of 441 amino acids. The transcript has 17 exons. The record is from RefSeq and is a predicted model, not a curated record. Gene Ontology annotation, biological process: cilium assembly; protein localization to cilium.
UUCCUGGUCUGCUGCAUGCAGUUCCAGGAGAUUGUCAAAAUGUGUAGUCAAUACCAGGGCUCCAUUUUCCAACAGGUGGAGAAUUGACUGAAGUAACUUCCAUAGUCUUCCAUCUUUGACUCCAAGUCAUCAAAUACUUCAUAUAAACAGUACUUCAAACACGUGGAUCAACCAUUACUAGUACAAGAAGAGUUUUUGAACAGGUCAUGGGCAACAUGAACAAGAUUUUUGUCUUCAGGAAGACAUUUCUGAAAUUUUUGCUCUCAUUGUCUAGAAGAUCAAAAUCAUUGGCAGCAUCAGUAAGGCUUGAAGUAACCCCUUCCAGGAUUUCAGAACAGGAACCUGUGGUGAAGCCAUAGCACUAAUGCCUGUUCCAAUCACCAGCACAAGUUCCAGAGGCUUCUUACUUUUUAAGCUUGGAAGCAGCUUCCUGGGCUUUAUGGUGGGGGGUGUGUCAUCACUGAAAAAUCCAAAAAUCUUUUCUGGCUUCCUAUAGAAGCCAUCUAGUUUCAUACAAAGGAUUGGAACUUCCCUGUCACUGCUUUCCCGCCUGUGAAGCUUCUGAGAAGGUAUAUCCAUGUCUGCUCCAAACGCAGCUGCUCUAACUCGGAACUCAAUUUCCUGCAUCUGCUGAAUCUCAAAAACCCCGGCUGAAAAGAGCUCCAGAGUUUCCUAUUUUAGAGAAGAAGAACUGGUUGAUACAUCUCCAUUAUAUCCGGAAGGAUUAUGAAGGAUGCAAGGACCAGGCUGAAGGGGCAAUCAUUCUGUGGGACUUGUUAAUCUCAUAGUGGAGGGCAGAUGUUCAACACAGCAUAGUAUUUCACUUCUUGAUCUCUGGAUAGGUGAAAAAUGGCUGUUAUCAAAGAACAGCUUCAGGAAACCCAGGGGCUAUGUGAAUAUGCUAUCUAUGUCCAAGCAUUAAUAUUUCGUCUGGAAGGAAAUAUCCAAGAAUCCCUAGAACUCUUUCAGACAUGUGCUGUUCUCAGCCCUCAGUGUGCUGAUAACCUCAAGCAGGUGGCCAGAUCUCUAUUUCUUUUGGGGAAACAUAAAGCUGCCACUGAAGUAUAUAAUGAAGCGGCUAAACUUAACCAGAAAGAUUGGGAGAUCUGUCAUAACCUAGGAGUUUGCUACUUUUAUCUGAAACAGUUCAACAAGGCACAAGACCAGUUGCACCAUGCCCUACAUCUUAACAGGCAUGAUCUGACUUACAUUAUGCUGGGGAAGAUUCACUUGCUGACAGGAGACUUGGACAAAGCCAUCGAAAUCUACAAGAAAGCUGUGGAGUUCUCACCAGAAAAUACAGAACUUCUUACAACUUUAGGAUUACUCUACUUACAGCUUGGCUUUUACCAGAAGGCAUUUGAACACCUUGGAAAUGCGCUGACUUAUGACCCUACGAACUACAAGGCAAUCUUGGCAGCAGGCAGCAUGAUGCAGACCCAUGGAGACUUUGAUGUUGCCCUCACCAAAUACAGAGUUGUAGCUUGUGCUGUUCCAGAAAGUCCUCCACUAUGGAAUAACAUUGGAAUGUGUUUCUUUGGCAAGAAAAAAUAUGUAGCAGCUAUCAGCUGCCUGAAACGAGCCAACUACUUGGCACCCUUUGACUGGAAGAUUCUCUAUAAUCUGGGCCUUGUCCACUUGACCAUGCAGCAGUAUGCGUCAGCUUUUUAUUUUCUCAGGGCAGCCAUCAACUUCCAGCCAAAGAUGGGGGAGCUGUAUAUGCUCUUGGCUGUGGCUCUGACCAAUCUGGAAGAUACAGAGAAUGCCAAGAGAGCUUAUGCUGAAGCAGUUCGCCUGGAUAAGUGUAACCCUUUGGUCAACCUGAACUAUGCUGUGUUGCUGUACAACCAGGGCGAGAAGAGGGACUCCCUGGCCCAGUAUCAGGAGAUGGAGAAGAAGGUCAGCCUACUCAAAGAUAGUAGCUCUCUGGAAUUCGACUCUGAGAUGGUGGAGAUGGCUCAGAAGUUGGGAGCUGCUCUCCAAGUUGGGGAGGCACUGGUCUGGACUAAACCAGUUAAAGAUCCCAAAUCAAAGCACCGGACUACAACCAGCAAAGCUGCCAGUUUCCAGCAACCUCUGGGCUCUAAUCAAGCUCUAGGACAGGCAAUGUCUUCAGCGGCUACAUACAGGAAGAUCCCCUCAGGUCCAGGAAGCACAGAGUUCCAAACAAGAUGAACUCAAAGAAACCCACUCCAAGACACAUUGUAAUUCAACUGGGAAAAGUUAGAGACACUUGUUUUUUUUUGCUGUUUGUUUUUUUGUUUUUUUUUUAU